This is a messenger RNA of Oryza sativa Japonica Group (Japanese rice), 1188 nucleotides long. Its product is annotated as BTB/POZ and MATH domain-containing protein 3. NCBI's taxonomy places the organism in Eukaryota, Viridiplantae, Streptophyta, Magnoliopsida, Poales, Poaceae. Gene Ontology annotation, molecular function: protein binding. Gene Ontology annotation, biological process: protein ubiquitination. The record is from RefSeq and is a predicted model, not a curated record.
AUGUCGACGGCGACCCCCACGCCCAACGUCGUCGACGGCGACUGCGGCGGCACCCCGCCGUCACGGUCAGCCUCCACCAUCAUCGCGGCACGAACCCUCCAUGUGCUCACGAUUCAUGGCUACUCCGACACCUUGAAAUCCAACGUCGACCCUAGCCAGCACCUGCUCCUUUCCUCUCCGUUCAGCGCUGGAGGACACACCUGGUGCAUCCGCUACUGCCCAAUCGGGUGCACUGAGGAAAGCAAGGACUUCAUCUCCAUCUACCUCGUUCUCGAGGACACCAUCACCGACGUAGUAUCGGCACAGGUUACGUUCAGCUUGCUCGACCAACAGGGGAACCCGAUGCCAUCUCACACCCUCACAACCCCACUGCUUAAAUUCUCUCUUCAAGGCACUCUACCUAAGGCCCUGGGGUAUAACAGCUUCAUCAGAAGAGACGACUUAGAGCGAUCUGGACAUCUCAAGGACGAUUGCUUUGCCAUUGGGGUCCAUGUGGUUGUCACCAAGGAAGCAGAACCGUCAUCCAUCACCGUGCCACCAUCGGACAUGCACCUGCAUUAUGGCGAUCUUCUCUCGAGUGAAGAACGGUACGCCACCGAUGUUGAGUUCCUAGUUGGCGGCGAGACCUUCACCGCGCAUCGAUUGGUGCUCGCAGCACGAUCACCUGUCUUCAUGGUGGAGCUUUUUGGGCCGAUGAAGGAGGGUACUACUGUAAACAAGAUACAUAUAUUUGAUAUGGAGGCGCAAGUAUUCAGGGCUUUACUUAAGUUUAUCUACACAGACAUGUUGCCGGAGAUGGAUCAAGAAGAUGAGACCGCAAUGGUUCAACAUCUACUUGUUGCAGCGGAUAAGUAUGGCUUGCAUAGGCUGAAGAUGAUCUGUGUAGAAAUAUUAAGUAACCAUAUUGAUGCCUACUCCGUGGCAACCAUCUUGGUGCUAGCUGAGAAGCACUAUUGCUAUGGUCUCAAGGAGGCAUGCUUUGAGUUCCUUAACUCCUCAGCAAUAUUGUCCGCGAUUGUAAAUACAAGUGACUUUCUGUAUUUGAUCCAAAGCUGCCCUGAUGUUUUGGAGGACAUAAGUUUCAACAUCGUUGCUCGUCAAUUGGAGAGAGCAAUUUUCCUAUCAGAAAACCAAGAAGGCCAAAUCAACAGCGUAGAAAUCAGAAUUAAUUCGGUCAUGACAAAUUGA